AUGGCGAUCACAAUUUUACCACCAAUUGCAAACGAUGUCGAGGCGACGUACCCCGAGUCCGACUUUGACGAGAUGUCUGUCGACUCCGACGGCGGCGUUGCGCUCACACCCGCGAAAUCAUCACGACCGACCAAGAGGGCUCGCUUAAUAGAAGGGACGGAUAUUGGAACGGGAAUAAUUACACCGGGAGAAGUUGUCACAGAUGACCCGCAGUGGAUGAGAGGUCAUGGAACAUAUACAAACCCUCUGUCAACAUCGAUCAUUGCCACAGUUGCUGGCACCGUUCAAAAGACAAACAAACUACUCUCCGUUCAGCCGCUCCGUGCCCGUUACACGCCGGAAAUCGGCGACUUGGUUGUCGGACGCAUAGUCGAAGUUCAGUCUAGACGGUGGAAGGUCGAUGUGGCAGCUCCUCUACUGGCUCAGCUACCACUUUCUGCGAUCAACCUACCUGGAGGUAUCCUGCGUCGACGAACGAGCGCGGAUGAACUGCAGAUCCGGACGUUCUUCAGCGAGGGCGAUCUGCUUGUCGCGGAGGUACAAACGGUGCAUUCAGAUGGCGCGGCGUCGCUUCACACACGGUCGCUCAAGUAUGGUAAACUCCGCAAUGGGGUUUUUCUCGCAGUAGCCGGGGCAGGUGGUAGUGGCGCAUCUAGCUCAUCAACCAAGGGAGGACUGGGGGCGGGAUCAACUACCGGAGUUGUUCGUUCACGCAGACAAAUGUUCACGAUACCGACUUCUAAUGGCGGCGGCGAUGUAGACAUUGUCCUGGGAGUAAACGGGUAUAUCUGGAUCUCGAAGCACGUUGAGGGCACGGCAGCUGCUUCCUCCACCACAGAGAGCGUGUCGAUCACGCGCAUGGAGGAAAUGGUCUCAAACUCGGUUUACUCUAGCCAGAACGACGAAAUCUUACCCGCCACAAGACGUGAGAUUGCCCGGCUGGCCCAGUGUAUCCGGGUGCUUGUCCAGGGAGGGUUGCGCGUGGAUGAGCAAACUGUCAUGGCUGCAUACGAUGCCAGCCUCCAGGCCGAUUUGGAGCAGGGCGAUGACUACGACGAAGAUGGGCGGCAGCGGGAAGGACGAGAGUACCUCGAAGGAGCCCAAGCUAACAGGAUCAUUCAAUUAGCAACAGCACAGCAGGGCUGA
Aspergillus mulundensis is the source of this 1146-nucleotide messenger RNA. RefSeq names its product exosome non-catalytic core subunit RRP4. Gene Ontology annotation, molecular function: RNA binding. The coding region runs from base 1 to 1146 and encodes 381 amino acids. The record is from RefSeq and is a predicted model, not a curated record. Lineage: Eukaryota; Fungi; Ascomycota; Eurotiomycetes; Eurotiales; Aspergillaceae. The transcript is spliced from 2 exons. Gene Ontology annotation, biological process: nuclear polyadenylation-dependent rRNA catabolic process; exonucleolytic trimming to generate mature 3'-end of 5.8S rRNA from tricistronic rRNA transcript (SSU-rRNA, 5.8S rRNA, LSU-rRNA); U4 snRNA 3'-end processing. Gene Ontology annotation, cellular component: cytoplasmic exosome (RNase complex); nuclear exosome (RNase complex).